Molecule: messenger RNA, 2429 nt
Organism: Rhipicephalus microplus (southern cattle tick)
Lineage: Eukaryota; Metazoa; Arthropoda; Arachnida; Ixodida; Ixodidae
Gene: NELF-B
Product: negative elongation factor B
Biological process (GO): negative regulation of transcription elongation by RNA polymerase II
Cellular component (GO): NELF complex; nucleus
Source: RefSeq, a predicted model, not a curated record
AAAGUCCCGGAUGUUGCCUUGUUGGCCUCGUGUUCUGGCGUUAGUAGCGUCUCUGUCGGCGUCGUGUUUUUUCGCUAGCCCCAGGUUUUUCGCUAACCCCAGCCCUUGCGCUGAAAUUGUUCGGAAGUCGUCUCCUCAACUAGUGUUCGAAAAUGAUGUUAAUGUACUACCUGGAUGAAAGUGGCAAUCGAGUGUACACUCUGAAGCAGGUCUCUCCUGACGGAAAGCCGACGACCACGGCGCAUCCGUCGCGUUUUACGCCUGACGACAAGUACUCCAAAUACAGAAUACUCAUCAAGCGUCGUUUCAACUUGCUACCAACGCAGCAGCCGAAGCAAACCUUCUAGACAACAAGCAGCAAGAGAGUUGGGGUGACGGGACCGAAAAGCUAGGGAAAAAAAACAAAAAAACUUCGCUAUUCUUAUUUCUUGUUAGGGUAGUAUUUGCUGAAUUAAGUCGUCAUGGCAGGCCUAGAAGAGGUUGGCAUUCCGGGUCGGGAGUUUCUUCGUGAGGCUCUGACCAAUUGUUCUGACCCACUACGUGCAAUUGAAGAGUUUCAAGAAGAAAAUGGCAUCCUGUUGCCGUCUUUACGUCCUAUGUUGCCUUUGCUUGACUUGCACGGGGUCUGCAGGCUCGAAUUUCACACAUCUGUGUUAGAAGAGUUAAAGGAACGCCUUCUACAGCAAAUUGAAAACCUUGGUAAGCAGGAAGGCCGUGAGAAGGAGAAAAAGCUGAAAGAGAUGUUGCAGAAAAGUUUUCCAGUCAUCAAGGUUCCAGCACUUCGUCCAGUGGUUAUGUGCAUACUCAAAAAUAUGGAGCAUGUAGAAGAGAAGUACCUCAAGCAACUGGUCAGCGAUAAAACCCUUUACAAAGAGUGUGAUGUCCAGGUAAAGCGUCAGAUCUGGCAGGAGCACCAGAGCCUGUUUGGGGACGAGGUGCUCCCACUGUUGUCCCAGUACAUCCGAGAAAAGGAAGAAGCACUGUGGAGUCUGGCACCACCAACAGCUUCUGGUGGCACCACCUCGGAGGCAUCAUCCUUCUUUGGGCCAUCACCCAAGCAGCGGCGCCAGGGUGCAGUUCUACAGCGCCUGCUUGUAAUGGUGGGCCGCAACGUGGUUCUCUAUGACAUGGUGCUCCAAUUUGUGCGCACACUCUUCCUUCGAACACGCAACGUCCACUACUGCACCCUGCGUGUAGAGCUCCUCAUGGCCCUGCAUGACUUGGAGAUCCAGGACAUCACAGCUGUGGACCCUUGCCACAAAUUCUCUUGGUGCCUAGAUGCCUGCAUCCGGGAGAAAAAUGUGGACACCAAGCGAUCUCGGGAGCUUCAAGGUUUUCUUGACAGCAUCAAGAGGGGCCAAGAACAAGUUUUGGGGGAUCUAUCCAUGACACUUUGUGAUCCAUAUGCAAUCAACUUCCUCGCGCAGUCGGCUCUGAAGAUCAUCAACCACUUAAUUAACAUCGAAGGACUUCCUAGAGACAACCAGGUCCUGGUACUAUUGCUGCGCAUGUUGGCUCUUGGGCUUCAGGCAUGGGACAUGAUCAGUACCCAGCAGUACAAAGAGCCAAAGCUGGAUGUGCAGCUUAUCACCAAGUUUCUGCCUGCCUUGAUGUCUCUGAUGGUUGAUGAUCAGGUACGAAGCUUGAGUUCUAGACUGCCCCAGGAUGACCGAGAGUCGGCAAUAACGACGAUUGAGCACUCAGGACCACCUCCUGAUGCAUAUCAGGCCUACGUUCAGGAAAAUGCUGUGGCCAGUGUGCUGGCACUCUACUACACUUUCCACACUGCUCGUCAGCGGGAUCGAACUGGCGUAAUGAGAGUUCUGGGUUCGUUGGCGGGAGCUGAGGGGCAGCGGGCCUACCAGGAUCCAUUUCUGCAUACACUGGUUGGCCACCUGGCGCUCAUGGCUGAUGAUUUUGCCCAAGAGGAUUUCUGCACAGUUGUUUUUGAUGAGUUCUUCCUCAGCGGCUUGAGUAGCAGUGCUUCUGGAGGCAGCACAACGGCCGCACUUCCCACCACGGAAGGUGCGAGCAGUGCUGCAAGGCAUCUCCUGCGCUUGUUAUGGCAUGUGCAUGCAAAGCUUCCUCCUGCCAGACUUCAAGGCCUCAUGAAGACACUGCAGCCACUUGUCCAGUCCAAUGAAGGUCUAAAGCCAGCAGUUGAAGCCUUGCAAGACAAAGUGAAAGAUUUGACUCCACCAGCACCUGAACCAGAAUCAACUGAUUCUCCUCUUCUAAGUGUACCUGUGCCAACCCCUAUUUGACAAAGGCUACACCAGAAAUUCAAUGCAUUCUUUGGUUGCUCUAUGGCGCGUUGUCUGUUGCCGUUUUUUUUUUUAUGGCAUUUUUUCAGCCAGAUUUGAUCCUGUGAAGCAUGUCUUUUAUUACUCUCUUGCAUGUGGCAUGUCAAUAAAAGCAUCUUAAAAAUA